UGACCAGGCCGGGGCGUGGCGGGAGAACCCAAGCUCCGCCCGACAUGACUCCGCCCCCAGCUGGAGGGAAACAAGCGAGCGUGCGCGCCUCCGGGGUCUCCUGGGAGGAGUAGUUCUCCCGGGCCCUCUGCGCGGACUUCUGGGAAAUGUAGUUUCUGAUCUGUAGGCAGGACGGAAGGCGCGGGGGAGGCCCCUUACGCAAACUACAAUUCCCGGCGGGGAGCGCAGUGAAGGGGGGUGGGACCUGAACAUGGCGGCGGUGGUAGCUGCAACGGCGCUGAAGGGCCGGGGGGCAAGAAAUGCCCGCGUCCUCCGGGGGAUUCUCUCUGGAGCCACAGCUAACAAGGCUUCCCAGAACAGGACCAGAGCACUGCAGAGCCACAGCCCCCCGGAGUCCAAGGAGGAACCUGAGCCCCUCUCUCCUGAGCUGGAAUACAUUCCCAGAAAGAGGGGCAAGAACCCCAUGAAAGCUGUGGGACUAGCCUGGGCCAUCGGCUUCCCCUGCGGUAUCCUCUUCUUCGUCCUCACCAAGCAGGAAGUGGACAAGGACCGUUUGAAGCAGAUGAAGGCUCGGCAGAACAUGCGGGUGGCCAACACGGGCGAGUAUGAGAGCCAGAGGUUCAGGGCUCCCUCCCAACAAGCCCAGUUCCCUGAAACAGGGUCUGGGGUACCAAACUGAGUGAGGAUCACUGCAUCCUUGUACUAAUCCAUUGACUGGAGUCCUGUGUGGCUAAUUGUGGUCAUUUCCUUGAAGCCCACCAGAGGGCGCAUGAUGCUCCAGCUGCGGCCAGCACCCACCUCUUCAACAGAGGAACCAGCCAAAAGCAAAUAAAGUUAUUAAAUACUGGCA
Molecule: messenger RNA, 850 nt
Organism: Peromyscus eremicus (cactus mouse)
Lineage: Eukaryota; Metazoa; Chordata; Mammalia; Rodentia; Cricetidae
Product: probable hydrolase PNKD
Exons: 3
Coding region: 251-679 (142 amino acids)
Source: RefSeq, a predicted model, not a curated record